Molecule: messenger RNA, 5136 nt
Organism: Pleuronectes platessa (European plaice)
Lineage: Eukaryota; Metazoa; Chordata; Actinopteri; Pleuronectiformes; Pleuronectidae
Product: dehydrogenase/reductase SDR family member on chromosome X
Exons: 7
Coding region: 55-1032 (325 amino acids)
Source: RefSeq, a predicted model, not a curated record
AGUACCGUUUAGAGUGAGGUGCUCCUCUGUGCUCCUCCUCAGGUCCUGACAGACAUGUUCCCUCUCCGGUCUCGUCUCCUCCCGGUGCUCAGGCUCUACCUGCUCGGGUUCAAGGUGCUACUGCUCCAGCUGUUCACCAGAGCGUUCCGGCUGCCAGAGAUGCCCAGACAAGAUGGCAAGGUUGCCAUAGUGACAGGAGGGGGCAGGGGAAUCGGCUAUGAGGUAGUCCGCCACAUGGCCAGACUGGGCGUGCACGUUAUCAUAGGUGGGAGGGAUGAGCGUGAGGGCCUGGCAGCCGUCAGAAGGAUCUGUGAGGAGUAUAAAGAGGCCAAAGUCGAGUUCAAGAAGCUGGACCUCGCCUCUUUGCAGUCUGUCCAUCAAUUUGUCCAACGCUUCAAGCAGCAGGGCCUGCCACUAAACAUACUUAUCAAUAAUGCGGGUGUCAUGCUGGUUCCCGAGCGCCGCACUGAAGAUGGAUUUGAGCAGCACUUUGGGGUGAACUACCUGGGUCACUUCCUGUUGACCUGGCUGCUCCUGGACACACUCAAGGAUUCUGGGAAGUGUGGUCACUUCUCUCGUGUGGUCAACGUCUCCUCCUCCGCCCACCGCAUCGGCGAGGUCCGACUUAACGAUUUAAACAGCCGCCAGUGUUAUUCAGCCCAUGCUGCUUACUGUCACAGUAAACUGGCCCAGCUGGUAUUUAGCUCCCACCUCCAGCAGGAGCUACAGCACGGAGGCUUCCCAGUGACUUCAUGUGCUGUGGACCCUGGCAUGGUGGACACUGCUCUCUACUGCCACCUCUGGAAGCCCCUCCACCUGGCACACAGCGCCCUUGCCCCCCUGCUUCUGAAGACCCCUGUACAGGGCGCUGCCACUGUGUUGCACGCUGCCCUAUCACCAGCCCUGGAGGGGGAGUACGGAGAAGGCUACUGGUCCAAUGGGUGCAGGGAGAUGACAACACCCCCGACCUUUGACCCCCAGCUCAAGCUGAGCCUCUGGGAGACCAGCCUCCAGUUACUGGGACUGCAGUAGUACGAUAACCUCGAUAAGGACUCCUCCCCGAAGAAGACGUCAGACACAGACCUUCAACUCGAACAAACCAGCCGCUUUCCUCUUCCUCCCUUUUUUUCAGUUUUUUUUCGCUGUCCAUAGCGUUUUAUUUUGACAAUCUUGCAUCCACCACGGACUGUGAUUGGUUAUUUGGGAAGUCAAGACCUUGUUUUUGUUCCAGACCCGCCAAAGAAGGGCUACAGGGGACGGAAGACAUGUUUUCUGUUUGUCUCUGUGAGCGAGCUAACAUACGCACAUGUGUAAACACACUUGAGGGUUAGAUGGAUAUGUGAUUUUGCGGCCAUAGAUACUUGGAAGUUGACAUCAGAUUAUUUCCUGAUUUUAGCAGAUAUCUAUAUAAAAAAAAAAAAAACACAAUGACACAUGCUCCACUUUGCCUUAAUGUCAUUAGUCUGGAUUUCAAUAAACAGUUUCAAAAUACUUAAAUAAUUUUCUGAGGUUUUACAAUGCAGUUAUUGAAAUAUUAUUACAUUCAAUUCUCUUUUGAUAAUGGAAGUAGAUUAAAACGCUAAAUUCUGGCUCUAUACUAGCUGCAAAAUCACAUGUCGGUCAAACCCUCACAUACACAAACACACACAUACUCAUACACCAUGAAAAUUAUUAGAUUCUUCAGAUCUGAACCCAACUUGCUGUGGGCGGAGGAAUAUGAUGUCAUAACUUUGCUUUGACACAUCGUAAUGGUUUUUCGCAGCUCAUGUUUCCAUCCCCUCCCGUUUUACUGGGAGCACCUUGUUCCUUUUGUAACACCCUUGUGCUUUUACUGGUUACUGCUGUACUGAGUCCUCAUGUUGACUGCUGGUUGUAGUUGUGUGUGAUAUGCUGUGUUUUGGGGAUGCUGGGAAAACGUCAUCAUCAGCUCCUCCGUCCUUUGUCCCUCUUCAACUCAGCACACCAACAAAGAACAUUCCUACAGACUGAAGGGGGAUUCGGGAAAACCCUGGAAUACAGAAGAGAUCCCAUGUAAAAGCAGGGCAGAUUUGGAAUGAUUUCCUCUGUAGACUUAACAAUGACACGUUUGUUUUUUUAUUUUGGAUUUGUUUUUAUGGCCGUCUGUCCCAGUUUUCCUUUGUGAUCGGUGUUAAUCGGUUUUUACUGCGCCUGUGAUAGAUGUGUUUGUGCUUUAUGCUCAUCAGUGAAGCAUCGACUCAUGCUAUAGACCCAAAUCAGUUGAAAGAUAGCACAACAAUGGCCGGUCCAGGAGGAACAGCAACAGAAAGGAGAGCGAGGGAAAUCACAUUUUUUCCAUUAUUCAAGCUGUGAUGGUUCCUCAUUGCUGCUGCUGCUGCGUCUGCUUCUGCUUCCUCAUUUGGCGCCGCUCCCAGUGCAUUGUGGGAUUGAGAUUUCCCAGUGGUGAGAAUCAAACUCCAUCUGCCGAGCUGACACACUCACUCUCAAACAUUGGAUGCAGUACUGUAUAUCCAGGCACAGGCUUAUCUAAACAAGCACACAGCACGUCUGUCUCUCAUUCAGGAAAACACUCACCUACACACACACAAAGAUAUAACACACAGCCAUAAAACCAUUGCCACUGUGAUUAACCAUUUUAGCUGUGAAGAUGAAAAGUUUUAUCUCAAACUGACUCGAUUUGGCUGAAAAUCCUUCCACCCAGUGCCAUCCCAUCGCUGUGUGUGUUGGAUUUUUGUGUUGUUGCUUUUUACACUGCCACAGAGCAUCCAGCGUUCAUUGUGAUCUGCCGUGUGUGAAGCAAUAGUAUCACCGUGGUACUGUGGCUCCUUCAGCCAGUAGCACAGACCGGGACAUUCAGACCCGGGACUAUGAAAUUCUAUCAAAGAAAAAAAAAAAACUCACACAAAUAUCACGAAUUCAGAAUUUCUUUAGUGACAGUAACGUGCAUGUCCCCAAUUUCACAACCAGUUUGACGACCUGUAAUUGGUCUGGUUUGUGUGAUAUGAUUACCCUUGAUGGCUCACAUUAGCACGUGGACCUGGUAGAAAUGACAUGAUCAUAUCAUUUGACCAAGAUAACCUAAAAGCUCCGUUAAGCAGCAAGACAAUAUUUAAUGGACGGUAGGGUCGUGUGCUGUGAUGUUUGAACAUGGACUCUGUGGGUCCAUUUUUAGACUAAUGCAUUGUCCAUGUCAUAAAGAGUCGAAGAGGGCAGUGUUGUUUAUGACAGAUCUAGGCUGGUAGGAGAUGUCUGUUCUGGCUUUGAGACGUAUUCAGGCAAAUACAUUAAAUAUUUAUAAUAUAUAUAUAUAUACAACAGCAUCAUUACUCAGUUGCUUGGAUAAUAAUAUGAAUCAACUUGUACAAGUGGGAACCUGAUAACUAUGAUGUCACAUGAACGCAGCAUAACUAGCAAAACACAACACACCUUGAAUUGAUUCUGAUUGGCUCUCAUUAUAGAGCGAAUACAAUAUGGCCAAUCAGGACCCUGUAUUGUUUGUUGGAUGGGUGGACCUCCACCAGCAGAUUUACCUCAUUCUAAUGAGAGUUAGAUUUUUCAGCCAAUCAGGGUUCAGUCUGACGAGAACUCCGGUUCAGUUAAAUUCAGCUUUUAGUGUACUGGUACCUACGUUAAAUAUCACGAAUGGAAAUCCAAAAGAAUAAAAUGGGACAUUUAAAUUCUAAUUUAAAGCAAUCAUGAGUUAGAUUAGUUUUUCUAUUGACGCAGUCAUGUGGGAACUGACUGUAAAUGCCAGCAAUACUCUUCAGUUUUUAAGAUGUUAUUUUGUGGGUCGUCCAACUGCUCAUUGCCCCGGUGCUUCCUUGUUUUACUGUGGAUCCUUGAGGCUCCCGUAGAGUACUGACAAAAUAAACAACAACCAAACCUAGUUCUCUAGUGAAACAAACGUGUGUGUGUCCCCUUCACACAAAGGACAAACACCAGCUUACCACUCAGCAGCACUCAUUUAACGUACAAGGCUUCGGUGCGAGCUACAUCACCGUGCUUUCCCACAAUCCAGCUGCUAUGAUAGAUGUUAUUUAAAAAAAAAAAAAAAAAAACUAAGGGAGGGGGGAGGGGAGGGGGGGCAUCUGCACACAAGAUUUUCCAAAGAAUGGGUUAGGAAGAAGUGUGAGGGUCUGUCUCUGUGUUGUUGUUGGGUCAGCGUGACGAGUAGAGGAGUGGGGGGGCUGCUAAAUUAUCGAUGAUUACCUUGUUAUAUAUUUAGCGGACUUGUCGAGAGCUCUGCGCAGACGGAACAGCACACUGAACUUUCUGAACUUGAAUUGCAAAUAUAGAAGAAGAGCAACAAAAAAAGUGACGUUCCGUGAUAUUGUCUGUAUGUUAUCUACUCGUAAAUUUCAAAAAGCCGCUGGACUUGGACCAGUGGAGCUGUAUGUCGACUAAAAACGCUCUAAUAGCUUCUUUUCUUCUGACUGACCUGGGAUUACAUUUAUAUUAAAUGUUCUGGUCCCAAGUUCUGCGAUUCCCUAAAUGUGUAUAUGUAAAGGAAGAGAUCAUAUGAAGACGUACACAGUGGGAAGGUUUCCAGAUGAACUGAUUUCUUACUCUGGAGAAGAUAUGAGAAAACACAUGCAGACAUUUUUCUGUCCUUCCAUCUUUUUACGCAUGGGCCCGUACACCAUUUUCUCCUUUUGCUAUGAGUGUGACCUUUAGCUCGAGACCCUGCGGGGGGGAGCUGGAGAGGCAGAUGUUCCCACCUCAAAUCCAGUGUAAACAUUCAGUCCAUCUGGGAGCCAGAGGUUUUCCUGAAGAUGUUCUUAUUUUCUAAAUCGUUAUUUCGUCGUUGUUGAGAUUUAAUACAUUUUAUUGCUUUUGCUGUGCCUAUGAAGAAAAUCUCCCUCAUAUGUGUAUACUGUGACAUUUUUCCAUGUAGAAAUGAGCUCGUAGAAACUGUGAUACUGUCUCGUCCUGUGCAUUUUGCUGUAAGUUCUUUCUUCUCGUGUGAAGGGAAUGAAGAGUGUGUGUGUGUGUCUGUGUGGGUGUGUGUGGUUGAGUGUGUGUGUGUGUGGUUGAGUGUGUGUGUGUCUAGAUUAGGGAGUCCAUGUCCAUGUUUCUUGUCGAUGGUUGUGACAUUCCAGCAGCAGCCACCACCUUUUCUAUUAUCCAAAGCCUCUCAAUAAACAUAUCAUUGUGCCA